Messenger RNA from Gigantopelta aegis, 1667 nucleotides. RefSeq lists its product as uncharacterized. Lineage: Eukaryota; Metazoa; Mollusca; Gastropoda; Neomphalida; Peltospiridae. Gene Ontology annotation, molecular function: structural constituent of ribosome. The transcript has 3 exons. Bases 14 to 679 code for a protein of 221 amino acids. Gene Ontology annotation, biological process: translation. Gene Ontology annotation, cellular component: mitochondrion; large ribosomal subunit. The record is from RefSeq and is a predicted model, not a curated record.
CAGCAGAAGAAGUAUGGCGGCGUCCAUGUUGUCCGUUUUGAAACAGUCUCAUUUUUGCCAGCCAACCUGUACCUGGUUGAACUUGGUACGAUGGAAAAAGAAACCUCCGAAAUUUGCUGAUCCAAAAGACACAUCGUGGGCUCAACCUCUGCUUGACUGGAAGCGGAGGCAGUCCGAGUUUUCUGCUGAGGAACCGUCGAUGAUUCACAUGGUGCGACGGAUCAAGACACUUGUUGGCAGGCCCUACUGGGAAAAGGAAACCAUGAAGGCUCUAAGACUUGACACCAAGAUAAAUGAAGUAGUUGUGCACAAGAACACCCCAGAGGUGAACACGUUGCUGAAGUCUGUGAAACAUCUCAUACAGAUCACGCGGGUCAAGUUUCCGUAUGGCCUGCCCGAGACCGAGGACGACCUGAGAAACUGCGUCCUCCAGGACGACGGUCAGCUAGUGGUGACCAAGACUGUCCACCCGGUGUCCGUAGUGGAGGAGGACACAACUCCACCCACGUGGGAAAUGAAUUCAGGGACCUUGAAAAAGCAUAACCAAAAUAAACUGGACAAUUUUGCGUUAAAUGCGGAAUAUUUUCCCGCAAAACCUACGUACAAAUAUAACCAAGAUGGGAAAGAGUAUAGGUACUUUGGCAAUCAAAACGUCGGAAAGAACAAAGUUCCUUUUUGAUUCAUUUUGGAAGCAGGUUCUGUGUUUUCAGUCUUAAUUGAAAUCGGGUCUUCAAAUCUUGCUGUCGUUUAAGUUUGACCAUUUUGAACAUAGGCGUCAGAAAUGAGGGGGUGGGGUAGGGGCAAAGGGCUAUGCAGGGCUUACUCUGUUCAUUGCCAAAUUAGCCAGUUGCCAAUUUCUAUGCAAAAUGGCUACAACAUUUAGUCUUUGGCUAAUAAAUUUUACUUUAAACUAACCAUUUCUUGGCAUUUGUAAUCAUUUAAGAUUUUCUUUGUAAUUACUUGACAUACAUGUAUCGUAAAAUUGACUAAAAUAAAAUUUAUUUUCAGUGUGAGCUCUGGGCUAUGGCCCGUAACUGAAAAUUAAAAGUUUGUUUUGUUUAACAACACCACUAGAGCACAUUGAUUUAUUGGAUAUUGAUUUAUUGGCUAACAUUUGGUAAUACCACAUAUAGUUUUAGAGAAGAAGCCUGCUACAUUUUUCCAUUAUUAGCAAGGGAUCUUUUACAUGCACUGAUAGGGAUCGAUCCCAGACUGACCGUGCAUCAGGUGAGCACUUAACCACUGGGCUAUGUACAGCACCCGAACUGAAAAUGAUGCAUCCCCCCACCUAAUUAAUUGAAAGGCAAGUAUAUAUAGCUGACAUCUUCUGACACCUAUCUCAUAUAUAUUAGUAUUACGGUCUCAUGUCAUUCAGACUGGCUGUGUUUUCUAAAGUUAAUAUUGUUCACGGGGGGGGGGGGGGGGGGGGGGGGGGGGGGGGGGGGGGGGGGUUGGGGUUGGGGAAUAGUUUGUUGGGUUUGGGUUUUUAAACUUUUUCUUCUUUUAGUAAGGGGAAUUGGAUACUAAGAAUGUGUGUGUUAUUAUUCUAGAAUGUGUUUGCGUUAUUAGUUAUUGCGUGAAAUAUAACAUGCAUUAAAUGCUAUUUAACAGUGUGGUUGAUGGAGACUGAUUAAACAUUCAUUUUUGUACGAAAUGAUAUACAUGUA